UCAUUCACUUUAUUGAUCUGAUUGCGUUAGCCCUCUGUCCUGGACACAGAUAUUUUCCUAGGCCUAUUUUCAUAGGUCAUUCUGUCUGAAGUUAUUUUCACGAUGCGAUUAUUUAUUUGUUUCAUUCGGAGCUUAUGCAUGAUUCUAUUUUUUCUCAGGGUUUUCAACACUGAAGGGACCCCGGAUACCAGGGGUUCAUCUAGAAGAACAAGAGAUGCAAGCACACCUCAGUCCAUUAACUGCAAGCUGGGCAGAUGGUCAUCUUGGAGCCCAUGUAACUCUUGCACAGACAAAACUUUUCGAGCUAGACGCUUGGAGAAGCCCUCACAGUUUGGGGGCGGUCAGUGCUAUGAGACGCUGUGGGAAAAACAAAGAUGUCCUGAUGCACAGGAGCCAUGUAUGGUGACAGACUACUGUGAAGACAAAUUUACAUGCACCAGUUCAGGCCGUUGUAUCAGUCAGUCUCUUCGCUGUAAUGAUGAGAGCGACUGUGGUGACAGUUCUGAUGAAAAUGAUUGUGCAGAAAGCCAUCCAAGAGAGGAUUAUUGUUCUUCUCUGCUGUCUAUCCCUGGAGCAAAGGAUGGCGUUCAAGGCUAUAACAUCUUAACAGAAGAAUUUGUAGACCCUAUACUUGACCCACAUUAUUUUGGUGAAUCAUGUGAAUAUGUCUACAAUGGAGAAUGGAACAAAUUUACAUAUGAUGCCUUAUGUGAGAAGCUGAGCUACAAUUCAGCAGAGAAAAACUUCAGGAAACCUUACAACUAUCAUACUUACCAAUUUGUGGCUGAGGCUACAUCUGAAGGAACUCAUGAGUACUACGAGGACAUAGCAAGUUUGUUGAGUGCGAGAAAAACUGAGAACUCUGCAAACGCUGGCUUUUCUGUGGGUGUCAUGUAUGUGGAAGUGGGUCUGUCUGCCAGUGUGGAAACUCAGUUUGUCAACAACAUUACACAGUAUAAGGGACAGGAGUUUGGAUUUGUUCGUCUUUUUUCUAAAAUACAAACAGCUCUUUUCAAGAUGAGGAGCAGCGGCUUGAUGCUUCACGAGGACAUGUUACUGGAUCUGAUGGCUCUGCCCGAGGUGUAUGAUUAUGGGAUGUACUCUCGAUUCAUUCACACCUAUGGAACCCAUUUCGUCACAGAGGGAACUAUGGGAGGAACACUUGAGAAUGUUGUGGUCAUCAACAAAACCAAAACUGAAAAAUCAAUCCUAAACAGCUAUUUGCUUGGAGGUUGCUUAGGUGCUUCCAUUGGCAUAGCUGCUCCCUUAAAAGGAAUGGGAGAAGUAGGUCUCAAAGUGGAUGGUCAAAAAUGUGGUAGAAUGGGAGAAGGUACAAGAGAAACUGACAGACAUUCAGUGGACAUUAAGGACAUCAUUUCUCUCGUGAAGGGGGGUGUCACAGUGUCAGCUGCGGGUGUUAUGGUCAUCAAGGAUCCUGACACAUACAGAAAGUGGGGUGCAACACUCAAAUACCAUCCAGUUCUUAUAGACUAUGAGGUCAUGCCCAUUUUUGAGCUGGUGCGUCGCAGUACCUCUGUUGACCAUGUGGGGCAGCGCUUGGCCAACCUUGAGAGGGGGUUUGAUGAGUACCUGCAGGAGUUUGACCCCUGUCGCUGUGCCCCCUGCCUUCACAGAGGAUUCCCCAUCCUGUCUGGAACCUCUUGUACCUGUGAAUGUAGAGCAGGCUAUGAAGGAGAGGCCUGUGAAAAGACUAAACGAACAGACAGAAGAACUGAUGGGGCUUGGUCAUGCUGGGGUCCAUGGACAGCUUGUUCAUCGGGCAGAAAAAUACGCUCUAGAACCUGCAACAACCCUCCCCCAAGUCAAGGCGGAGCCCGAUGUUUGGGCUCCUCCUCUCAGAGUCGAAUGUGUUAAA
This is a messenger RNA of Boleophthalmus pectinirostris (great blue-spotted mudskipper), 1876 nucleotides long. It is a transcript of the gene c8a, whose product is annotated as complement component 8, alpha polypeptide. Gene Ontology annotation, biological process: immune response. NCBI's taxonomy places the organism in Eukaryota, Metazoa, Chordata, Actinopteri, Gobiiformes, Gobiidae. The coding region runs from base 103 to 1875 and encodes 590 amino acids. The transcript is spliced from 11 exons. The record is from RefSeq and is a predicted model, not a curated record. Gene Ontology annotation, cellular component: membrane attack complex. Gene Ontology annotation, molecular function: protein binding.